AUAAAUCCGUAGCUGGCUGGUCCUCGUUGGCGGCGAAGAGUUGCGCUGCACCGCUGUGUAGCAGCUUGCUGGUUCUCAUUUGGCGUCGGCGAAGAGUUGCGUUGCACCGAUCAUCAUUCGCAUGGAUCCGGCGGCAGAGAAGAAGAGGAUGUGCGUGACCGGAGCCGGAGGCUUCAUCGCCUCCUGGCUGGUGAAGCUGCUGCUCUCCAAGGGAUACGUCGUCCACGGCACCAUCAGAGACCCGACUGAUCCCAAGAAUGCUCAUCUAAAAGAACUGCACCCCACAGCCACAGAGAACCUUCAUUUGUUUAAGGUCGAUUUACUCGACUACGAGUCUGUUGCCUCGGCGAUUGAAGGAUGUGAAGGGGUGUUCCAUCUUGCCAGCCCUGUCCCUUCUAUCAGAGUGCCUAAUCCAGAGGUAGAUGUCAUUGAACCCGCUGUUACAGGCACUUUGAAUGUUCUCAAGGCAUGCUCUGAAGCAAAAGUUCAGCGAUUGGUAGUGGUUUCAUCCGUUGCUGCAGUCGUAGUGAGUCCAGAUGCAAUGGAUAAGAUCUCGGACGAGGGCGCAUGGUCCGAUGCUGAAUAUUGUCGGAAAACCGAGAAUUGGUACUGUCUUUCAAAAACACUAGCAGAGCAUGAGGCACUGAACUAUGGCGAGAAGCAUGGACUCGAUGUUGUGACUGUUUGUCCAGCUUAUGUCAUCGGACCGUUGCUCCAACCCACUUUGAAUGCUAGCAGCAUGGUUCUCAUCAAUAUGCUGAAUGGUACCCACAACUCCAUGGACAACAUAUUAUACUAUUUUGUGGAUGUUCGGGACGUAGCUGAUGCACUAUUUCUGGUCUACGAGAAACCAGAAGCAUCAGGGCGAUAUAUCUGUGGACCUUGUGAAGUGAAACUCUCUGAUUUAAUACAUAUGCUAAGGAGCUUAUACCCAAAUUACAAAUAUCCUGAAAAAUUCACAGAAGCAAAGGGUUUCACACUGCAUUCAGAGAAGCUGGAGAAGUUAGGGUGGAGAUAUAGAACGCUGAAGGAAAGCCUCAUUGAUAGCAUUGAAUUUUAUCGAAAUGCCGGUCUUAUAGACAAUGCUUAAACUACAUCUUGCUAGUUGAUGUUGUAUUAUUACGGAAUGAGGAAAUAAGGAGAUGCUAAUGAACCUAUAAAGUUUGUGAUAGCAUCUGAAUGAAUUCAUUGGGUUGUUUGAAUCAAAUGAGUUGUUAUUAAGAUUGUGACACUUGAAUUCUUGUGGAAAAUGAGGAUUUAGAGAUAUUGUCCAUUUAA
Messenger RNA from Zingiber officinale, 1278 nucleotides. RefSeq names its product cinnamoyl-CoA reductase 1-like. Gene Ontology annotation, molecular function: oxidoreductase activity, acting on the CH-OH group of donors, NAD or NADP as acceptor. The transcript has 6 exons. The record is from RefSeq and is a predicted model, not a curated record. Bases 122 to 1090 code for a protein of 322 amino acids. Lineage: Eukaryota; Viridiplantae; Streptophyta; Magnoliopsida; Zingiberales; Zingiberaceae.